Molecule: messenger RNA, 633 nt
Organism: Histoplasma mississippiense
Lineage: Eukaryota; Fungi; Ascomycota; Eurotiomycetes; Onygenales; Ajellomycetaceae
Exons: 2
Source: RefSeq, a predicted model, not a curated record
AUGGCCGAUGACAGUCACCAGAUUAACAAGACUCUCUUCUUAGAGCGGAAGCGGAACGAAGGCAGGCAGAAGAGCGAGAGGCACGGGAAAGCGGUGUUGCGAAGGCAGGCAGAAGAAUUGAGAAGGCAGGCAGAAGAAUUGAGAAGGCAGGCAGAAGAGCGAGGGGCACGGGAAGCAGUGUGGCGAAGGGAGGCAGAAGAGUUGAGAAUGCAGGUAGAAGAGCGAGAGGCAGAGGUAAAAGUUGGAACGCCAUCCCGCUCCACGAAGGGGAGUAUUCCACCACCCACUGGGAAAUACUGCCCAACGAGCCUUCGUCAUUGGUCAAGUUGCCCGGUUCAACUGCAAGAAAUUUAUGAAUCAGUUUCCACUUACCUUCAACCAGCUGAAAAAGAUGCACCUAGGCUAUUCACAUCUCUCCUUGUACUAAAUGAACUUGGUCGGCGGUAUUCUAGCCGAAAACUACGAAGUGAAAAGGAUCUGGAACACUACGAGCGAACCGCUGUGGAAGAUCAUGUCCAUGAUAUCAUAGCCGAGCUAUGCAAAAUACCUGAUGCCCGAGAGAGAUUCCGGCUUGGAGAUGGGAUCCUGUUUGAAAAUCAUGGAAAUAUUCUACAGACAUCAGAAGAGUCAGAU